AUGAUAUCGCUUCUCUUCAUCGACCAGGACCGGGAUCAGCACACACGCGUAAGGGUCGGGGAUGACGAUGCCGAGUUUUCGACCCCUGUGUCCUCGGCAUUGGAGGCUUCUGCGCCCUUGUCGUCCUUGAGGAUCCUGGAACUGGCGCAUGUACGGCCCCAAGUUGUCCUCGACCACACAAUCGACCGUCUCAAGCUGCAUAUCUCGCAAGCAUCAUUGACGACGGAUGUAACUUACCCACUGAUGGGGUCGUCGAUAUCGAGUGAGGGAGGGUUCGCCGUCCUUUCCGGCGCCGGCACCCGAGAUCCCCGAUGUCCGACUCGCCCUAACCGUAGGUCUGGUGCCACCGCAGUUGUCACAGGGCUACCGAUAGUGACAACGGUGAACCCAACAUUCCCAUCUUUCAUCUUUACAAGCCAAGGUCGCGAGCGGCAGCGAGCACUGGAGUGCGGUAGUAUUUCCCCCCUCCCCGACCGUGCUGGUCACGGUCACGCACGGGCGGGGAAACCGGGUUAG
Molecule: messenger RNA, 516 nt
Organism: Ilyonectria robusta
Lineage: Eukaryota; Fungi; Ascomycota; Sordariomycetes; Hypocreales; Nectriaceae
Exons: 3
Coding region: 1-516 (171 amino acids)
Source: RefSeq, a predicted model, not a curated record